This is a messenger RNA of Rhizoctonia solani, 1035 nucleotides long. RefSeq names its product The BTB (BR-C, ttk and bab)/POZ (Pox virus and Zinc finger) domain. The transcript has a single exon. Gene Ontology annotation, molecular function: protein binding. The record is from RefSeq and is a predicted model, not a curated record. Lineage: Eukaryota; Fungi; Basidiomycota; Agaricomycetes; Cantharellales; Ceratobasidiaceae. The coding region runs from base 1 to 1035 and encodes 344 amino acids.
AUGUCCUCUCUUCAUUCUCCGGCUUCCUUGGUCGAUCGUACCAUCAGCCCCAGUCAUCCUAUACCUACUCCGAGUCCUAGUAUUUCACUACCUGGCCAGGAACCUCCGCCUCCUCCUCCGCCAACUAAUGACGGCUUUGUAGAAGGCGAUGUCUCACUGUGUUCAUCCGAUGGAGUCGAAUUCAAGGCCUACAAACUUAUUCUUCGCCUUACAUCACCUAUCUUCAGUGACACGUUCUCUGUCGCCUCGGUUGAAGAUGCUGUGACCCUAAACGACGAUGCCCAAUCUAUUGCCAUGAUGCUUCAGUUUGCAUAUCCGGAUCGAGACCUAAUCGUGCCCUCGUUUGAUCAUCUCGAGAAAGCAUUAGGUAUCGCACGAAAAUAUCACAUCGACCGCAUGACCGAAGCACUUCGUCUACGCCUACGUUCUUCGAACGACGUCACUGGAGACCUUUCACCCAUAUCUAUGAGCGUUGACCCAAUCAGAGCAUUCGCCAUUGCUCGCCAGUUCGGACUAGUCGAAGAGGCCAAAGCUGCUUCAACCAUGACGAUCGGUGAAUUCCGAAUUAUGGACAUGUCCGACACCGACUUGCAUUCGUUGGCGAUUGACCUAGAGAGUAUGUUUAUCUUGUAUCGGAUGCAUGCCCGCAGAGAAGCCAUUAUCACCGAGACAUUGCUCGCGACAAAUUUUGUGGAUCACCCGGCGAGCGCGUUUUCGGACCAUCAGGCUUGGUUAUUGCCUAGCGAGUGUCCAGAGUGUGCGCCCCGCUCGAUUGACAUUCCCGAAAAAGCGUUGCCAUUCUGGACUGUACAGUGGACGAGACACAUGCGAGAUAUGCUGAUGCGAAAGCCUCUGAAAGAUUGCUCGGAGGCUUUCUCCAUUGGCUAUAUUAUGGACACAUUCCUCAAACGAGGACCUUGCCCGGGUUGUCAACGCUCUAUUUGGUGCACCGAGAACGAGCAAUGGCUUGAGGCUGUUCGAUCAAAACUCGAAGACCAACUGGUCGACGUGGCUUCGGUGCGGAUUGUAUUGUGA